AUGGACGCUUUGGCUGGUAGCCCAAUAUCUAUAAAUGUUAAAGUCUUACUCGUGGAUACCAAUGAGUCAAACUGUUGCCGCAAUGUUCAGCUCCUUGGCUGGUCUACCGGUCCCGGCAAAACGUUUGCAGUCCGUUGCCGAUCCUAUCCCUCGAAUCUCCUGCGUGAAGAGGCCGCAGUGCUAAAGCGAAUUCGGUUUGCAAAAUUAUUUGAUCCAUGCCUCUAG
Plasmopara halstedii is the source of this 225-nucleotide messenger RNA. RefSeq lists its product as uncharacterized. The transcript is spliced from 2 exons. The coding region runs from base 1 to 225 and encodes 74 amino acids. Lineage: Eukaryota; Oomycota; Peronosporomycetes; Peronosporales; Peronosporaceae. The record is from RefSeq and is a predicted model, not a curated record.